AUGGGAAUCUCCAUUUCCUCAUUUCACUCUUCUCUUGCUCUCGUGUUUUCUUUUUCUCCUUUGCAAACUCAUCUCCCAAAACAGUAUUGCCUUGAUGACCAGAGAUCCUGUCUGUUGCAAUUGCAGCAUGAUCUCUACUAUGCCCCAAAUUUUACUUUCACUUCCAAAUUUGAGUUGUGGGAUCCCAACACUGAUUGUUGCUCUUGGGAAGGAGUUACCUGUGAUGAUGCCAUUGGUCAUGUCAUUGGACUUGAUCUAAGCUACAAAAACCUUUCAUGGACCUUUCACUCCGUUUUCGAUCUCCAUCAUCUUCAGCGCCUAAACCUUGCUGGAAACAAGUUCAACACCACUCUGCUUUCCUAUGGGUUUGAUGAGCUUCCAAAUCUAACUCAUCUCAAUCUCUCCAGCUCAUGUUUCCAUGGCCAAAAUCCAAUGGAGAUCUCAUACUUAACAAGGUUAGUUUCUCUCGAUCUCUCUUAUCAAGAUGCUACUUUGAGACUAGAGAAACCAAGCUUCAAGACAUGAAUCAAGAAUUUGAGGUUUCUCAGAGAGCUUCAUUUGGAUGGUGUGGACAUUUCAACUCAUAGCGCUAAAUGGUGUAAAACCACAUCUCUAGUACUUUCCGACCUAUAAUUGUUGAGUCUCUCAAACUGUGGUUUAAAAGGUCCAUUAUGUCCUUCACUCUCAAAACUUGGUUUUCUUUCCAAACUUAUCCUUGGCGGAAAUCCAAUCUCUUAUCUACCUCCCAAUUUCUUGAAAAUUUCCUCUCAUUUGGUUUCUCUCAGUUU
Messenger RNA from Hibiscus syriacus, 788 nucleotides. Its product is annotated as receptor-like protein 6. NCBI's taxonomy places the organism in Eukaryota, Viridiplantae, Streptophyta, Magnoliopsida, Malvales, Malvaceae. The coding region runs from base 1 to 525 and encodes 174 amino acids. The record is from RefSeq and is a predicted model, not a curated record. The transcript is spliced from 3 exons.